Cooperia oncophora is the source of this 432-nucleotide messenger RNA. The record is from the annotation of a GenBank genome assembly. NCBI's taxonomy places the organism in Eukaryota, Metazoa, Nematoda, Chromadorea, Rhabditida, Trichostrongylidae.
AUGCCUGAAGCAUUCAUGCCACGAUGCGAUGUUGAUUUCACUAUGCCGCUGGCUACAGUAUCAAAUACAGUAGUACGAUCGGUGUCAGUUGAACAGCACGAGGACUCAGACCGAGUGGAGAAGUUCGUUCGAUACGUUGCCAAGUGCCAGUACAAGGUGGAAAUCGACUAUGUGCAGUGCGCUGAUCUAGAAGUUGACACUAUGGAUCCAACGACGAAUCCCGAUGAAGCGAUGGCCACCGUGCCCGAGUUGCACCAACCAGCCUUCCAACCUGCUGAGAUCGAGCAAGUUCACGAGGGAUAUCGAAUCGAGUUCAACGAUGCUGAGAUAGGUCGAACUCAACGUGAUGAGGAUUCGAGCUCAGAUGACGACGAUGACAAAAGUCAUAAAAUGCCAAUCAUUCAAAUAGACAUGAAGAAUUAUGGAUAUUAG